AUGACGCAUAAGAUCAGCUUGUUGCCUGGUGGCUGCACCGGGGGAUGUGAGACAGAGAUGUCUGCGCUGAAAGGACGCUUGGCCCGACUGGAAAGAGAGAUGUCCAGUUUAAAAGAGAAAUGUCCAUGUUCUGCAAAUUGUCCAAAUGACUGUAGUGGCAAUGGGGAAUGUGAGAAGGGGAAAUGUAUCUGCCAACAAGGAUUCAUGGGUCCAGACUGCAGUAAGUGUGCACAUGGAGCUGAGUGUAAUAAAAAAACCUCCAAAGGAAAAGUCAAGAUAACCGUGGAAACAGUGACCCUGCAGGUGAACAAAGAAAAGGAAAGCAUGCAGGAGAAAACUACCAAAGCAGAGCACACACUCUUCCAGAAGAGGGAGCAGAAGAAAGGGUCUGACGCCAAAGAGACUGACACCAAACCCAAAGUGUCUACUAAUGCUAAAGCAGGUCUUGUUAAGACACAAGCAAAACAUGAAGCCUCUGGAAAGAAAAUUACUACAAAAGACUCUUCAAGUGCCACAAAGACCAGUCGCCCAACUGUUGGUCAAGUUCUUUUGAAACAUGAGGGAAGAAGGCAGGAGGAGGCCCGCAAAGGCAAAACAACAGUCCUGACCUCUAAAAAGGUCCCCCCAAAAAAUAGAUCUGACCAACUAAAAGAUCAACCUCAAACCAAUGUUACCCAGAGUAAUGUGAAGAAAUCGAAUGGCACGGCUAGAAUUGUGACCAUUCUCACCAGGGUAGAGGGAACAAACAAAACCAGAACAGGUAAGGAGACCUUGGAGCAGUCCACACUGGCUGAAAAAAAUGUUACUCAAUCAUCUGGAAAUAAACGCACCAAGAAAGUAAAAGUAGACACUACAAAUGUGCAGUCUGUUGACAGCAGAAACACUGAGGCUGACAAACUUGGAAAAGAGAAGUUGAAACAGAAGAGUCAGUAUCUGGUUAAUUCAACCAUUGCAGCAACAUCAGUCGAGACUCGAGUUCUGCAGAAUAAAACAACCAUCCAUGGCUCUGACAGUGUGAGGAGGAUUGGAGGAUCUGGAUUGGGUUCUGUAAAGGUUGUAAACAUCUCUUCCUAUAGCUUCACUGUCACAUGGUCAGCCCCACAAGGGAUGUUCAAGAACUUCACAGUGAUCAGAAGAGAGCCACGGACAGAGGGAGACGAAGAUGACCAAGAAGAGUUCGAAGAUGAAGCUCUUGAAGGAGACAAGGCCUCCACAGUUAAGAACAAAACUGAAGUCCAGGUACAGAGUGAGAGCGCAAACUCAACUGCCACCACCGGUAAAGGUGUUGGAUCUAAAGGCAAAGCUGAAACAAAGAGGAUCUCUAUGGUGGUCCCUGGCAGUGUACGCUCUGUGGAGUUCAGUAACCUUAGGGCAAACACAGGCUAUGUCCUGCAUGUGUAUGGCACUGCAGCUGAGAGGAGAUCAAAGAUUCAUAGAGCAACUGCAAUUACAGGUCCUGAGCCAGCCACAGAGAUGGUUUUCAGCAAUGUAACAGAGUCUUCUAUCACUGUUUCCUGGACCAAACCGAAGAUGACAUUCUCUGGCUUCAGGGUCACGUUCCUGAACAUCGUCACAGGUGAGAGCCGCUUUGUGACAGUGGAGUCGCAGCGAUCUCAUGUGGUUCUGUCGAAGCUGUCUGCUGGAUCCUCCUACAUUAUCACCGUAAUUGCUACACAAGGCAGAGCCCAGAGUGAUGCUCUGACAUCCCUUAUGACCACAGUGCCGGCUCCUCCAACACAUCUGCAAGUUGUCAAUGUGACAGAUACCAGAGCUGUGCUGCAAUGGACCCCAAGUCUGGGGAAAGUAGACCGGUUCAUCAUCAGCUAUGAGUCUUCCAAGACUCCUAAUGUGACAGUGACUGUGAUGCUGUCUGGAAACUCAGUGGAGCACCAGCUGAGGGGCCUGCAGAGAGGCACCAUGUACACAGUCAAGGUCUUGAGCCAGAAGGACAGUCUGCAGAGCAUGGCCAUCUCAACCACAUUUACAACAGCUAAUGUGGUUAAAGCCAGUGAGGUGGGUGCCCGCUCUGCUGUGAUAGCAUGGAGAACCACUGUUGUUUAUUACAGCUACAGACUGACCUACCAGGUGGCAGGAGAGGAGACAAAGGAGGUGAUCCUGGACCAAUCCAUCACAGAGUAUAUAUUGACAGGGCUGUUGCCAAUGUCAAGAUAUACUGUUCUGGUACAAGGCGAGAGAGAUGGACAAUACACAUCUGUUGUCACCACAGAAUUCAUUACAGGCAAACUGCGUUUCCCUUUCCCUACUGAGUGUUCCCAAGAGCUGCUGAAUGGAGCUCUGCAGUCAGGAGAGGUGGAUAUCUACCCGCAAGGAAAAGAGGGACAAGCAGUCAGAGUCUACUGUGACAUGGAGACUGAUGGAGGCGGCUGGACAGUGUUCCAGAGGAGGAUGAAUGGAAAAACAAAUUUCUCCAGAACAUGGAGUGAAUACGGUGACGGCUUUGGAAACCUCAGUGAAGACUUCUGGCUUGGAAACAAGCUCCUUCACAACCUGACCAGUGUGGGCCCUGUGAGUCUGAGAGUGGAUAUGCGAUCCGGAAAUGACACCGUAUACGCUCACUACGCAAACUUCUCCGUUGAUUCAGUGGAGAGGCACUAUACUCUUGCAGUGUCUGGCUACACUGGAACUGCAGGAGACUCUAUGAAGUACCAUAAUGGACGCCCAUUCUCAGCCCGGGACAAGGACCCUGAUCCUCUGGGGAUCCACUGUGCCAGGGCCUACAUGGGAGGCUGGUGGUACAAGAACUGCUACAAGGCCAACCUCAAUGGCCUUCAUGGCAUCAACAGUAAUAAUCAGGGAGUAGUCUGGAUAGAAUGGAAAGGUAAAGACUCCUCCAUUCCCUUCGUUGAGAUGAAGUUCAGACCGUCCAGGUUCUCUCCUGCAACUCAUGGCUAAGAUUACGUCAGUCUUCAUUCA
Molecule: messenger RNA, 2934 nt
Organism: Anoplopoma fimbria (sablefish)
Lineage: Eukaryota; Metazoa; Chordata; Actinopteri; Perciformes; Anoplopomatidae
Gene: tnxba
Product: tenascin XBa
Exons: 14
Coding region: 1-2913 (970 amino acids)
Molecular function (GO): protein binding
Source: RefSeq, a predicted model, not a curated record